UGGCAGACGCUGACGCCAAGUAACUGCCUAGACUGGACGACGCUGCCGUGGCCGUUGUUGCGAGCACCGGCGGGGCCGGACGACAUUACGGCGGGCGGGGUGGAAGCGUAUGUGAGGUCGCCGGACGAGGGGCGUACGGCGCGGGAUCGCGUGCGCGAGCUGUUGAGGAAGUGGCAUCCGGAUCGGUUCGAGACGAAGCUUCUGCCGCUGGUGGCAGAGGAGGAGAGGGAGCGAGUGAAGGAGGGCGCUGGCGCGGUGGUACGGGCAUUGAAUGAGUGCUUGACGAGGUUGAACUCGGGCGAUUGA
This is a messenger RNA of Schizophyllum commune H4-8, 306 nucleotides long. RefSeq lists its product as uncharacterized. Lineage: Eukaryota; Fungi; Basidiomycota; Agaricomycetes; Agaricales; Schizophyllaceae. The record is from RefSeq and is a predicted model, not a curated record. The annotation marks the transcript as partial. The transcript has a single exon.